This is a messenger RNA of Colossoma macropomum (tambaqui), 3999 nucleotides long. RefSeq names its product beta-1,4-N-acetyl-galactosaminyl transferase 3b (gene b4galnt3b). The transcript has 20 exons. NCBI's taxonomy places the organism in Eukaryota, Metazoa, Chordata, Actinopteri, Characiformes, Serrasalmidae. The coding region runs from base 156 to 3752 and encodes 1198 amino acids. Gene Ontology annotation, cellular component: Golgi cisterna membrane. The record is from RefSeq and is a predicted model, not a curated record. Gene Ontology annotation, molecular function: acetylgalactosaminyltransferase activity.
GCUAGCGGGUCUCCACCUCCACCCAGUCGUGGUUUGGCCACAGGAUGCGGCGGUUCCCUGCGGGAGGCAGACACGUUUGUGGCCGCGUUGAUGGAAGCCGCUUUGCGUGUACGUGACAGUUCCUGACUUCCCCGCGGGAGCAGAGCGGACUCAGGAUGCUGCUGCUGCCCUUCUUCCCCCUGAGGAAACUCCGGCGGAAUGGAGGAUACCUUCUGUUCGGGGCCGUGCUGCUAGUCGCGGCUUUCGCUGCCUAUCUGGAGUUUGUUGCCAAGAGCACAUGGAGCAGCGUCCAUGAUGGCCUCCAGAAGGACCAGACAGCCUACGUAAAACCAGCUGUUCUCAGAGACGGAUCUGAAGUUUAUGAAGAGGACAAGAGCUGGAUGUCCAAAUACACUCCUCAGCUCUGGAGGUCUGAGUAUAAAGGAGAGGCUAAUCUUCAUGUAUUUGAAGACUGGUGUGGCAGCACCAUCGCAAAACUCAGAAAAAACCUGCAUUAUCCCCUUUACCCUCACUCACGUAUCACAGUGAAGAAACUGGCUGUGUCUCCCAGUUGGACUAACUAUGGCCUCAGGAUGUUUGGCUACAUCCACCCAUAUACUGAUGGUGAGUUUCUUUUUGCAGUGGCUUCUGAUGAUAACUGUGAGUUCUGGCUUAGUCAUGAUGAAAACCCGGACAACCUGAAACUCUCUGCCUACGUUGGCAAGACUGGUAAAGAAUGGACUGCGCCAGGGGAAUAUGGGAAAUAUCCUAGCCAGAUAUCUCAGCCAGUCCUACUGCAGCAGCAGAAGAGAUAUUACUUUGAGCUGAUCCACAAACAGAAUGAUCAUGGAACAGACCAUGUUGAGGUUGCGUGGCGGCUCAAUCGGGCCAGGACAAAGUUUGUAAUUAUCGACUCUCGGUCCAUCUCUCUUUAUACCAAUGAGUCUUCCCUAAAGAUGAAUUAUGUGAGUCACAUUCCUCAGACUGCUGCCAGCCAUGUAGUUCUGUCCCGGGACGCUGCACUAUCCACUCCCCAUGAGGCAGACAUGCUGAAAGAGGAUCCUCGUGACACCUUUUAUCAGAUUCCAUUGCUGGACCGGUCACAUUUAUGGGGUGUUUUGCCAGAAUGUGCCUAUAAACCCAGUUACAUCAUCAGAGGCUUCCCUUUGCUCCGCUAUCAGGGUCUGCAGUUUGUGCGCCUAUUGUACGUUUACCCUAAUGACUACACUCGCCUUACUCACAUGGAGAAUGAUAACAAGUGUUUCUAUCAGGAGAGAGCCUACUACUUAAAGAGAUAUGGCUUCUCCAUGUAUAUGAAACUGGACCAACCAGGGAACAAGAAUGUGGACUUUAGAUACAGAGGUGAUGAUAGGGUUAGAUUGAGGCAGAGGCAGGAUUGGUACAAUUAUGGAGGGAUGGAGCAAGAAGGAGAGGAGGAGGACAUGAAGGAUGAGGAGAAAGCUGAAGGUGGGAUUGUGGAUGAUUUUGAUGACUACUCACUGCAGAAACAAAGGAAACUCUUUUCUACGUCCUUGGCUGAAGAGAGCAGGAACACUGGGUGGAGAGAUGACGGACAGAUAAACGGAGUGGGGAGACCACAGCAGGAGAAUUCGCCAGUAAAUACAAUUGGUGAAAUAAGAGCACCAAACUGGCCUUCAGAACAGCAUCUGGGGAGAGCAGUGGAGAAUCAGCAACAAAGACCAGAAGCACUCCAAAUCCAAACCGAAACAGCAGGACAGGUCAGUAGGUCAGGCGUGAAACGUAAAGUUGAGCAUGAUCUGUCUCUUAAAAGGAAACAAGGACGUGACUUCCAGCCUCAAGGACGCUUAAGUAGUGAUGACGGCCAAAGAGAGCCACAGGCUGCUGUAGAAAAACCUGAAGACUUUACUGCCAAACCGGUUGAGGCGAAAGAUAAAACUGUUGAUGCAGCAGUGCUGGGCCACUAUGAUGCUGAGCGAUUCAAAAGGGAUGCUGCUAACAGGAAGGCUGCUGAUUCUGUCAUCUCUGACAUCAAGGAGAGAGGUCAGCAUCUAGCCAGAUUAAAUAACAAGCAUAUUCUGCCUGCUAAUAAUGAACGCAAGGCGGCAGAGCAUGUGUCAGAUGCCAAACUGAACAUUUUGGAUGAAGGCAAGAUAAAGGAAACCAUCCCAGAGGAAAUUAGAGUUAUUCGGGCAGGAAGCGAAACUGAUGCAAGCUUACUGGAUGGUACUAAGCACAGGUCAGCAGGUCAAGAGAAGGACCAAGCUGCUGAGCAUAGGGUCCUGAAUCACAAAGUAGCAAAUUCAGACAGAGAAAAUGCAGCAAUGUUGCAUGUAGAUGAGGGUAAUGCUUCUCUGUCUCUCAGGUCAAAUUCAAAUGGAUCUCUGUCUCAUAAAAUAAAAGAUGGUUCCAUCAGGCUGUUAAAUGGGCCUAAACCUCAAGAACAUCAUUAUGCCAUUACUCAAGAUGCAAACAGGCUUGAUACUAAACAGAUGACAAAGGGGUUAGAUUUACCCCAGUCCAUUACUGGGCAUGUGGAGAUGGAUGUUGUUGAUUCUCCCACCAAGGAAAAUAACCACUCCUGGAGGAGAGAGAAAGAGGCAGUGGGAGAGGAGGCUAGAAUUGUACCCAAAAGAAAGCAGAAACUGAGCAAGUAUGACGAAGAAGACGACACAGUAGACAAUUGGGCACUCUAUGGAGACUCUGAGUCAGAGAACGACCUCCUCAACCGGGUUGGGUUUGACCGUGAGGUGAACUGGGCUCAGACGUUCCAGGUCAAGCCGCUGGACUUCCAGACUCUACGAUCUGAUUGGAUAGAUCUAACCUGCAACGUGUCUGGGAAUCUGCUGAUCAGGCAGUCAGAGGCUGAGGCUGUAGUGCAGACUUUCAUGGAGAAACUCAACAAGAAAUACCCAAGUCGGUUCUCUCUCCAGCAUAUAGUGAAUGUAGAGAAGCGGCCUGAUGCAGCUCGGGGCAGUCGGUAUCUGCUGGAGUUGGAUCUGCUGGAGUGGUCUAGGCGCAGAAUACGCCUAGCUCACUACAUCUAUGUUCUGUACCGCCCUGACCACAGCCGAGGCAGUGGCGUCAACAAGCAGAGUGACCACCCACAUCUUCUGCUCUGCAACCCACACAACUUCCAGUGGAACCCCAGAGCUACUGUCCACUUCAUUGUGCCAGUGAAGAACCAGGCUCGCUGGGUGCAGCAGUUCAUUGUGGACAUGGAGGAGCUCAACAGAGCCACUGGAGACAGCAAUUUCAACAUCAUCAUCACUGAUUAUGACAGCACAGAUAUGGAUAUAGAGAAAGCCCUGAAAAACUCUCAUCUACCAAGUUACCAGUACCUCAGACUAAAUGGAAACUUUCAGAGGUCAGCAGGGCUACAGGCUGGAAUAGACCUCAUUACAGAUGAGCACAGCAUUGUGUUUCUGUGUGAUCUGCACAUCCAUUUCCCGCUGGGUUUUAUUGACUCGGUGAGGAGACACUGUGUUGAAGGACGGAUGGCCUUUGCUCCCAUAGUGAUGAGGCUUAACUGUGGUGCUACACCUCAGGAACCUGAUGGGUACUGGGAAGUAAACGGCUUUGGUUUGCUGGGUAUUUAUAAAUCUGACCUGGACUCUAUUGGUGGCAUGAACACCAAAGACUUCACUGUCCGCUGGGGAGGAGAGGACUGGGAACUACUGGACAGGAUCCUGCAGGCAGGAUUGGAAGUGGAGCGGCUAUACUUGAGGAAUUUCUUCCAUUACUACCACACUCGGCGUGGCAUGUGGAACCGCCGGAUAGUCCCUGAUACGUAACUAUGGCAACCCCACAUCUUCAGCACAACAGUCACUGUGGCACUUUAUUCAGCCUAUGCUCUGUUUGCCCAUUCUGGCAGACGGCUCCUGUGAGGGUGGGCCUCGGGGCAUUCCAGAGGUCUGGCUGGCUGAUGCUGUCUGUCAGUCAGGCAGUGUUUGUGAUGAUAGGCUUUGGUUGUGGUAGUGGAAACCAAAAGAAGAAACAUGAAGGAGCUAAACUCUUUGGAUGCUCCUGAUACUACUGAAG